Messenger RNA from Postia placenta MAD-698-R-SB12, 1069 nucleotides. RefSeq lists its product as hypothetical. The transcript has 4 exons. Gene Ontology annotation, cellular component: mitochondrion; cytosol. The record is from RefSeq and is a predicted model, not a curated record. Gene Ontology annotation, biological process: dTMP biosynthetic process. The coding region runs from base 1 to 924 and encodes 307 amino acids. Lineage: Eukaryota; Fungi; Basidiomycota; Agaricomycetes; Polyporales; Adustoporiaceae. Gene Ontology annotation, molecular function: thymidylate synthase activity.
AUGGUCCCAGCGGGAAACCCAGAGAAAUCUCACGACGAAGAUCAGUAUCUAUCCCUCAUCCGAGACGUUCUUGCCAGGGGAGAGGUGCGGCCAGACAGAACUGGUACUGGGACCCUCUCUAUCUUCGCACCGCCCUCUCUGCGGUUCUCCCUCGCGAACAACACCCUACCCUUGCUCACUACAAAACGUACUUUCCUCCGCGGCAUCCUUGAGGAACUCCUCUGGUUCAUCCACGGCUCGACCGACUCGAAGCUCCUCUCCGCCAAGGGCAUCAAGAUCUGGGACGGUAACGGGAGUAAAGAGUUUUUGGAGAAACGUGGGUUGGGGCACCGCCGCGAGGGAGAUCUUGGACCCGUGUACGGCUUCCAGUGGCGGCACUUCGGCGCACGGUACACGGACUGUGAUGCGGACUACAGUGGGCAAGGCGUCGACCAGCUCGCAGAAUGCAUCCGCAAGAUCAGGGAGGACCCAACGGACCGUCGCAUCAUUCUGAGUGCGUGGAAUCCUGCAGACAUCCCACUCAUGGCACUCCCACCCUGUCACGUUCUCUGCCAGUUCUACGUACACCUACCUCCACCAGACGCGCCCAACGCGCCGCGACGGCUCUCGUGUCUACUCUACCAGCGCUCCGCAGACUUGGGGCUCGGCAUCCCCUUCAACAUCGCGUCAUAUGCGCUGCUCACCCACCUCGUUGCGCACCUUACGCAGACAGAGCCCCACGAGCUCAUCAUCCAGCUCGGUGACGCGCAUGUGUACCGCGAUCACGUCGACGCGCUAAAGGAGCAGUUGGAGCGGACGCCACGCCCAUUCCCAACGUUGCGGUGGAAUAGGCGCGUCGAGGACGUGGAUGAUUUCAAGGCCGAGGACAUCACGGUGGAAGGGUAUCAGCCAUAUCCACCUAUCGCGAUGAAGAUGAGCGUAUAGGAGCGGUAGGGUUUAUGCUGGAGUCGGGAUUGUUACGGCGUCCUACCUGUAUUUUUCUCAGUGUAUUGCAUGUCAGUCAAUGAUGCUGUAAGAACAGCUUCCGUCGCAAUCGGAGAAUGCAGUGAUAAUUCACUGUUAACUUGUG